AUGUACCGACAUAGAGUGUACUCAUUCAAGUGGUUUAUCAUUCAAUUAUUGCAUAGUAUAUUGCGGAUUGAAGCAUCCUUGUUAGUUCAUGAGCUACCGUGUAAAUUCGUUGAUUCGAUCGAUAUAUCAAGUGGUAUUCUUCAUGCAAAUCAAAGUAUUACAUUCAAUAAAAUGGAAUUUCCAGAAAAUCAGUAUGCUAAAGUUAAUUACAUUCUUGAAAAUGGAAGACCUGUGAUAGUCGAACCAUACUUCCGAGGUUGUCCGUGCAAUAUAAAGCCGUGUGUUCGACUUUGUUGUCCGUAUGGUUCAUUCGUACAAUCAAUAAGAACUGAUGGAAGUUUUGCAUGCUAUAAUCAUAAUGCAGCCGAAAAUCUAUACAGUGAAGUAAUUUACGAACAUAAUCAAACCAAAGUUGUUAGUUUCGAUCAACAAUUUGGCUUCGUCAAUCGAAUAUGCCAAUUUUAUUUCUACGUAGAUGAUUUCAAAAUAACUGAAAAAGGUUACCUUUUAACUGAAGAUGAAUACAUUGAUCAAAGUGAAUAUUGUCUCAAAAUAACGAAUGAAACUCAAAUGGAAGCCAUGCAAUGUUUGGGAAAAAAUAAAGAGUAUCACAUCAGAUAUUCUAUUCUGCCAUACACGAUGAUGUUAUCGAUACCAAUGAUAUUCUUCACUUUUAUGGUUUAUAUUUGCAUACCAGAGCUAGUGAAUUUGCUGGGCAAAUGCUUAUUGUGCUAUCUCUUAAGCCUCUUCGUAUAUUACAUUGCGUUGUCAUAUGUUUAUUUGAAUGCUGGCAUUAAUGUGGCUCCAAUACCCUGUAAAACUCUGGCAUAUGUCAUUUACCUAACAUAUUUUUCCGGAUCGCUGUGGUUGAAUGCAAUUAGCUUUGACUUGUGGUUAAGUUUUCGUUCAACCAUUCGAUAUAAGAAGCAUUCUGAUCAAAAAUUAUUUCACAUUUACUCGUGUUAUGUGUGGAUUUCGUCCAUUGCUUUAACAGCUACAGCUGCUGUGAUUGAUCAAGUUGAUUCAAUUCCAUAUAAUCUUAAACCAGGAUUUGGCACUGAAGGCUGCUUCAUUAAAGGUAUCAUCAUUAAUUUAUGCUUUGCAAACAGCAUUUUCCUUGUAAAUUUAAUUUCAGAGAAUCUACUGUCAAAAUUCCUGUUUCUACACCUGCCAAUUACCAUAAUAUUCUUCGUUAAUAUUAUGUUUUUUGUAUUAACUGCUGUAAAAAUUCGACGAGUACAACGUGAACUUAAUACUUAUUUUCAUACAAAAGACAACAAAAGUGGCAAACAUCAGAUUAACUUCGAUAAUAAAAAAUAUAAUUUUACAUUGUUUGUGCGUUUAUUCUUUGUGAUGGGCAUGACCUGGUCGAUUGAUGCCAUUUGUUUUGUAUCACCCGAUAGUAUUCUAUUUAUGAUAUCCGACAUAAUUAACACUUUACAUGGCGUAUUUAUAUGUAUCUUAUUUGUAUUGAAGAGACGCGUGUUGAAUUUAAUAAAACAGAGAUGCAAAAUAUUGUGUGGAGUAGAAUCAAAGAGCAGGUCUUCCCAAUAUUCAACAACUAUAUCUAAAUCAAAUGAAAUACCCAUGCAGGAGAUUGAAGAAAAUUAAAACUUCCACAUAUCAUAUUCGGGUGCUCGUCUGCAUUUGCCUUUAUAUUCAACUGUUGGUGGUUUGCAUUUUGGAUUAGGUGGUGCAAUUGGCACUAUAUAGUUUGCUCUAUCUGGUACUGUUGAAUCUUGAAUUAUGAAAAUUAGACAUCGUUAACAUUUAGUAUCGAUUGCAUGUGGAAAUAAAAAAUUGACGAAAAAUAUUCGAAAAUUAAUAAUACAUACUAGUGUUAUUAUCCAGGGGAACUGCACAAUUUAUUGUAAAAAGAGACAACAGUAUUAACACGAAAAAAGUAAAAUUUAUUCCAAAUAACAUUAUAAAUCGUUAUAAAUAGUAGAGCACAAGUGU
This is a messenger RNA of Contarinia nasturtii (swede midge), 1959 nucleotides long. Its product is annotated as G-protein coupled receptor Mth2-like. The record is from RefSeq and is a predicted model, not a curated record. Gene Ontology annotation, biological process: cell surface receptor signaling pathway. Bases 1 to 1611 code for a protein of 536 amino acids. Gene Ontology annotation, cellular component: membrane. Gene Ontology annotation, molecular function: G protein-coupled receptor activity. Lineage: Eukaryota; Metazoa; Arthropoda; Insecta; Diptera; Cecidomyiidae. The transcript has 7 exons.